UGAAAGAGUGGGGACAAUAGGGCUAUCUACGCGAGAGUAUCGAAGGGCAGCCGCGACUCGCGAGCGGGACAUCGGGCUUGCAUCGUGUUCAAGCUGCCAUCGGGCGGCGAAGUUUCGUUUAUCGACAUUUGGAUGUAGACGAGACAGACUCUGAAAUGGCUGGUUGGCGGGUGUCAUGACAGUGCAGAGACUUGGAUGGCUGGCAUGGAUGGUGGAGAGAGUAGGUGAAAGUAGGAAGCACUGGGUGGCCUGGCAGGCCUCGACUCGUUUCGCAGCUGAAGGGUCAUUGGAUGAUAGAGCCAUCAUCUCUCUGAGUAAGCGAGAUGAGAGGACGGAUGGAUAAAGACAAACGAUGGGAGAGGUGUUAACGGUAGAUCUGAACCAUGAGCAGCUCUCUCAUCGAUUGUACGUCAAGUGAACACUCAAUGAACGAAUGGAGGAGCAUGACCGUGCACAUUGCAGGACAGAAGAACAUGUACGACGGUCGUACAUCAAACUGACGAGUUGCUCUGAACACGACCUGAUUCCUAUCCUCCGGUGUUUCCUUCGCUACAACGCUCUCGAUCCGAUCGUCCUGUGCCGAUCCAAGCACCAAAACUUCACUCGAUCCAGCACAUCCCAACUACACACGCCCCAACACCCAGCGACCUUUCCUUCCCACCGAUCAUCCUGCCAUGAAUUGCAUGCCCGAAUGCUGACUCCUGCGACCUGGGAGAAGAGCUCCAAACAUCCAUCCAACACUCACGAACCCCGCCUCCGACGUCGAACCGCACAAUCCACGCGCAAGUGCUUCACGCUUAUUGCACGGCUGAGAGACGCGGUCACGUAAGGGUGCCUUCAAAUCAUGAUAUUCAACGUCCUCCAGAGAAGACGCCUAGCAACCAUACAAGAAGCGCGAUGAGACCAAUGCCCGAGGUAUGGCGGUGCGCUCGGAGGCACGAAGGGUUCGUGAGAGGUUGGAUGUCAGAGCUGCAUCGGUGCAAGGAAGGUCACGAUGGAGAUUUCUUUCUCGCCGUGGGCUGGGCUGUCUCCACUCAGAAGGAAGCUCCAACUUCUCAAGUCGCGAACUAGGACAGAGAGAGAUAAACUCAAGUGGAGAAAGUAGUGCUAUAGUCCUAUGCAGCUGCUCUCGCACUCAGCGCUCGGAAAUCCCGCUAUUCCGGCCCAGAUCCGGGUGGCGGCCUGCGACGCAAGAACUUCUGCUAGUUGAACGGCGGCAGCAACACUGGCAGAGAGGACGACCUUGAAGGAGGAAACAGGCAAAGAGCAGACAAGAGCGC
Stereum hirsutum FP-91666 SS1 is the source of this 1280-nucleotide messenger RNA. RefSeq lists its product as uncharacterized. The record is from RefSeq and is a predicted model, not a curated record. Bases 434 to 829 code for a protein of 131 amino acids. Lineage: Eukaryota; Fungi; Basidiomycota; Agaricomycetes; Russulales; Stereaceae. The transcript has 6 exons.